GGAGAUCCUGUGCAAAGACCCCAAAUUGGACCUUGACCAAACUUUUGCAUAUGUACGUCGCGAAGCUCAACAACGACUGACCAUGGCCAGUACUCCAGACACUGCGGUUCUAGCCACUCAACGUCCGAGGGGCCCUCCACCCUCUACCGGUGGCGCUUCUCAGACUCAGACCACAAGCUCUCGUCCGGAAACCAAAUGCACUCAUUGUGGUGGGAGCAAACAUAAUCGUGCUCGCUGUUAUGAACUAAUUGGGUACCCGGAUUGGUGGGACCACUCCAAAGCUCCUCGCAGGAAUAAGAGCACCUCCCUUCACACAUCUUCCGUCACGGAUCCUGUAAGUCCUGCUGCUCCACCUGCACCGGCUCCUGCCUCUGCCUCUGUAGCCACAUCAGGACAUUCUCAGCAGCAAGACGAUUGGUUGUGGUACUAGGAGGGGCAAACUCUAUUAUUUGGACCUGGCAUCUGACAGUGAAGCCAGCCUCAGUCAAGCUUACAAAAUUGGGGGGACGAGUGUUGAGAAGAAAACUUC
This is a messenger RNA of Prunus avium (sweet cherry), 529 nucleotides long. Lineage: Eukaryota; Viridiplantae; Streptophyta; Magnoliopsida; Rosales; Rosaceae. The record is from RefSeq and is a predicted model, not a curated record.